Messenger RNA from Amoebophrya sp. A120, 1238 nucleotides. The record is from the annotation of a GenBank genome assembly. Lineage: Eukaryota; Dinophyceae; Syndiniales; Amoebophryaceae.
AAAAAAGUGAUUUUAUUUGUCACAGUUCAUCCCUGAGCUGAGCCUGAGGCAGACGAGAAACAGCACGAUCACGUUGUACUAUUGACAAUAAUCAUGCCGAUCACUUGGAAGCCGGUCGAGUAUUGCCAUUGCUCCGGGUCCUGCUUGUGCAAGGACUGUUUGUGUCCCUGCAUUGGAGCGUACGAGAAUGCGCGAAAAGUGGACGCCCCAAAUGCGUUGCUGCACGGCGCCCUGACUUGCCUCUGCAUCAAUAACUGGCCCUGCGUGGUCGGCAUGGGCUUGAAAAUCCUGUUGACGGAGCACAUCGGGAAUCACACCAACGCGGACCUGGCAGUUGCCGAGUUGUACAAGAAUCCGCUGGAUUUUGGCUUGGUUUUUUCUGAUUUCUGCCACGCCUGGUGUUGCACGCCGUGUUUCUUGAACUCGCUCUCAAGAAGUGUGGACGAGUACGUCAACAGUGGGCAGUGCGAGAAGGACAAGAAAAUGAGAGAGGCAACCUCCGGCCUCAAGGUCGCGCCCCAGCAGCAGGUCAUGGUGCUCAAGCCGAUGGAGGACCCGGUCACGCAUUAGGCGGGAAGUUUGUUAGCCUUACUGUGCCCCGGAGGUUCAGGGAAUCGAUUUAUUAUGAUUCAUUUGCGCAAAGGGUAAGGGUUGAUAUUGAUUCACUAUGAUCUACGCAGAUACAACUAAAGCUCACCAUAUAUUACUGCAUCUGAGUAAAUUAGUGGUGAUGUAGUUGAUCCAUUGAUGAGUCACUGUUUCGGUUUCGUUUACAUUGAUAGAUCUGCAAGCGCCUAAGUACUUGUGCAAUCAAAUGCAAGAGUGAUGUUUUAUUUGUCUGAUACUUUUCCUUUUGUUCCAAAGACUAAGACAAAGUCCCACGACCCAGUUGGAAUUUGAUCUCGUUCCGUCUCUGCAGCCUCAAAAAGCUGAGAGACAUAAGCAAUGCUUUGCUUCUACUCCACUUAUGUUGAUUUCAAUAUUCUUCAUGCUACGUCGCACGAUCGCCAGCAGUACAAAUCAUAUGUGGGGCGAAAGGAGCAAGAGCUACGAAAAACCACACUGAGUUUACUGCAUGAAGAGCGAGCUCUUCUGUGAGUGAAUGAGGGUUAGAGUUAGUGAUUGUGACAAACUGCGUCAUCUGUGGCGUUUAAUGAUUUUUGAGCAUGAGAUACAGCCUAAGCGUCAGAUUCAGAUACUGAUACAGCUUCUCAACAUACGACGACCGAUUGUUUCAG